GAAACUUACCUUCUCUGCAAACAUAAAGUAUCUGGCAGAAAAGGCAGACCAGAAGGUGGAAACUAUGAGGCGGCUGCUCCCAAACAUAGGGGGACCUAGUUAUUUUAAGAGAAGAGUGCUGUGCACAAUACUGCACAGUGUACUACUGUAUGCAGCCCCUGUGUGGAGAGCAGCAAUAAAAAGAGAUAAACAAAAGCUAGAAUUGGUGAAAAUGCAGAGAAGGGGUUUGCUCAGAGUGGUGUGCGCGUAUAGGACGGUCUCAGCGGAGGCUGUACAGGUGAUCGCGGGCUAUCCACCAAUAGACCUGAUAUUCGCGGAAACGUGCUUCCUGUACAAGAUAGGCUCCAGGUUACCGGGAAAUAGGAGGAUGGCGAAAAAGAGAACCAUAAGAAUGUGGCAAACGAGGUGGGAAGCAGAAAGCAGAACGGCAGGAUGGACCCGCACCCUGAUAGGUGACCUGGAGGGGUGGAUGGCCUGCGAACACAGGAGGACCGGUUACUACUUCACCCAGUUCCUGACUGGACACGGGUCGUUCGGUACGUACACAAAAAGGAUCAAAAAAACAGAAAGCGACCAGUGCCAGAGGUGUGGUAUGACCGACGACCCAGAACACGUAUAUGGGACAUGUGUAAGAUGGGAAGAGGAAAGGAGCUGGGUGAGGAGUCAACUACAAAGACUCCCAGACAUAAACUCGCUAAUUACAGAGAUGACCGAAAGUAAAAAAACGUGGACCGUCAUGUAUGAAUAUAUCACGAACAUAAUGAAGAGGAAGGAAGAGGAAGACCGAAGGAGGGAACAACAAGCCGGUCCAUAGUGCAUAGGAGGCCACCGAUGUAAGAGCAAAGAUGCUCAUUUUUUCCGGUGGUUCUCGCUAUAUUUUAAAAGGGGAGGGGGUUUUAGUGAGGUGAGAGUCCCACACAAAUCCAGCGGCAACGUAACAUCUUCUGGCCCGCCGCUGGAGAAGGCAUUAGCUUUCCCCCUA
Harmonia axyridis is the source of this 982-nucleotide messenger RNA. RefSeq lists its product as uncharacterized. The transcript has a single exon. Bases 65 to 814 code for a protein of 249 amino acids. The record is from RefSeq and is a predicted model, not a curated record. Lineage: Eukaryota; Metazoa; Arthropoda; Insecta; Coleoptera; Coccinellidae.